This is a messenger RNA of Helianthus annuus (common sunflower), 819 nucleotides long. RefSeq lists its product as uncharacterized. The transcript has a single exon. The record is from RefSeq and is a predicted model, not a curated record. The coding region runs from base 1 to 819 and encodes 272 amino acids. NCBI's taxonomy places the organism in Eukaryota, Viridiplantae, Streptophyta, Magnoliopsida, Asterales, Asteraceae.
AUGCCUAAAUACGCGAAGUUGUCUAACGUCCCGUUGAAUGGGGGAUGUUCCGCCGUGGUGUUAAAUAAGCUUCCCGAAAAGCUUACCGAUCCCGGUAUUUUUACCAUUCCUUGUCUAUUCGGUAGCAACACCAACACUAGAGCUUUGGCCGACUUAGGUGCUAGCAUCAACUUGAUGCCCUUUUCUCUUUAUGAGAAGCUAGACCUAGGAGAGCUUGCACCCACCCGAAUGACAUUGUCCAUAGCCGAUCGGUCCGUUAAAUACCCUAGGGGUAUAGUUGAGAACUUGCUAGUUAAGGUAGACAAAUUCGUGUUUCCCGCCGAUUUUGUAAUUCUUGAUAUGGAGGCGGAUGAGAGAGUUCCCGUUAUACUAGGCCGUCCAUUCUUGCGUACCGCGAAAGCUCUCAUAGAUGUUUACGAUGGUAAGAUCACUCUUAGGGUCAGUGAGGAGAGAGUUACUUUUGAGAUAGACCGUUCCAUGAACCACCCGAGUGGUUCGGAUGACUAUAGUGGUCCUUGCCAUUCCGUCUACUUCUUGAAUUCGUUUAUCUCCUGUGUCGAUCAUUGCCUAGAAUAUAUUAGUGGUGCGGACCUGGUGGUAGGAGAGAAGGUAGAAGAGGAAGCGAAGAGUGUAGUUGAAGUUAAAGAAGAGGGGAAUCCUUUAAUCCCCGAUGUCUUAGCGGUUAGUGAUGAUACCACCCAACCCCCACCCUUAGAACUUAAGGUACUUCCAUCUCAUCUAGAGUAUGCUUUCUUAGGGGAGGGUAGGGGAGGGUUCCGAGCUACCCGUUAUUAUUUCAUCUGCGUUAGAGGAGAGUGA